This is a messenger RNA of Cantharellus anzutake, 783 nucleotides long. RefSeq lists its product as uncharacterized. Bases 285 to 698 code for a protein of 137 amino acids. NCBI's taxonomy places the organism in Eukaryota, Fungi, Basidiomycota, Agaricomycetes, Cantharellales, Hydnaceae. The record is from RefSeq and is a predicted model, not a curated record. The transcript is spliced from 3 exons.
GCUCAAGGGAGAUGUAGCGUGUCGACUUGCGCCGAGACUUCUGAAUUGAGGACACGACCCAGUGCAACGAUAAAGAACUCUGACGUCAAGGUUCCCCUCAAACUGAAUGGCCAAGCUUUCGGCGCGCAAGCACCGAAAUGAAUAGAUACUCUUGGAAUCACGAUCGAAACGUCUGAGCAUGUGUUGGAUGACAUGAAGACGCUCAUUAAGUUUUCUUUCUCCCACCACGUACGAGGGCACCCAUCCAGAAGCUGGACUUGGUAUAUCCAACCACUAAAUUAAGAAUGCCAAGGAAACUUGGUUAUUCGACUUCGAUUGCGUAUCAAUUUAUAGAUAGACUAUUUAUCAUGUCCAUUUCAUUGGGGCCUUCUCCCACGACGCAAAUGCUAUUCCCCUGGUUUUGUUGCACGGAUGGCCUGCAGGAUCGAUCAUCGAAUUCGUUGACAUCAUUCCUAUCCUUCAGCAACCGAAAUACCCGUCAUUCCCAUAUCAUUGCGCCUUCCCUCCCCGGUUAUGGCUGGACGUCUGGCUCACCCCCGCACGUUAACCUCAACGUUUCAGGAAUGGCGAGAAUGGUAGACAAAUUGGUGACUGGAAUAGGCUUUCGGGACUACGGUGGAGAUAUCGGCAGUUCGGUUUUGCAUAGCCACGUUCCCACACUGCCACCCAUUUCUUUUCUGCUUCCCAUUACGUGCUAGCGUCGAUACGGUGCUGGCUUUCCUGAUUCUGAUUUUCAUUUCACGGACUCUACUCACGGCUACAGAUCCCCAACGCGAGCCUUCA